Messenger RNA from Esox lucius (northern pike), 1561 nucleotides. RefSeq names its product collagenase 3-like. Bases 29 to 1447 code for a protein of 472 amino acids. Gene Ontology annotation, cellular component: extracellular matrix. The record is from RefSeq and is a predicted model, not a curated record. Gene Ontology annotation, molecular function: metalloendopeptidase activity; zinc ion binding. The transcript has 10 exons. NCBI's taxonomy places the organism in Eukaryota, Metazoa, Chordata, Actinopteri, Esociformes, Esocidae. Gene Ontology annotation, biological process: proteolysis; collagen catabolic process; extracellular matrix organization.
AACAAGACACACAUGUGGAAGAAUCAUCAUGAAGACUUUCAAUCUGUGCUUACUACUAAGUCUGGCAAAAGUAGUUUACUCGUUGCCAAUAUCGCCACCUACUGAAGAAGAUGAAGCUGUUGCAGAGACCUACCUUAAGAGUUUCUACAACCUGACAGAGGAGACAGGUCCGUCAGUCAGACGGGGGCCCAGCCAGAGGAGCAGGAAAGUCAGCGAGAUGCAGAGGUUUUUUGGCCUAAAGGUGACAGGAUCAUUGGACACUGAGACUGUAACAAUGAUGAAGAAGCCACGUUGUGGGGUACCUGAUGUCCACCUCGGUCGUUUCUCCACCUUCGAUAACCUUAAGUGGCAAACGAACCAGCUUACUUACAGGAUUGAGAACUACACUCCUGACAUGUCUGAAGCUGAGGUAGACAACUCCCUAGAGAGAGCACUGCAAGUGUGGGCCAAGGUUUCUCCCCUGAGGUUCACCCGCAUCUACAGUGGCACUGCUGACAUCAUGAUUUCUUUUGGAGCAAAAGAUCACGGUGAUUUCUACCCCUUUGAUGGACCUGAUGGCACCCUGGCCCAUGCAUUUGCCCCUGGCGCCAACAUUGGAGGAGAUGCUCAUUUUGAUGAUGAUGAGGACUUCAGCUUCAGCUCAAACAGAGGGUACAACCUGUUCUUGGUGGCUGCCCAUGAGUUGGGUCAUUCCCUCGGUCUCAGCCACUCCAAUGACCCUGGAGCACUGAUGUACCCAAUAUACAGCUACACAGACCCCAGAACCUUCUCACUUCCCCGCGAUGACAUCAAUGGUAUCCAGUCCAUCUAUGGCCCAAACCCAGAUGUGAAACCCAAUCCAGACAAGCCAGGCCCUACACCCCCUUCCACCCCUGAUGCAUGUGACCCCACCCUGGUUCUGGAUGCUGUCACAACACUGCGUGGAGAGAAGAUGUUCUUCAAGGGCAGACUCUUCUGGCGUAGUUACUCCCAGAGCAGCCAAACACAGCAGAACCUCAUCAAGACCUUCUGGCCCAAACUCCCUGAGAACAUUGAUGCUGCGUAUGAGAGCCUGCUAUCUGACAAAGUGUUCCUCUUCAAAGAUCAUCAGGUCUGGGCUCUCAACGGAUAUGACAUAGUCCAUGGCUAUCCAAAGAACUUGAAAAAGAUGGGUCUACCAAGUACUGUGAAGAAAGUGGAUGCUGCCCUGUACGAUGAAGAUUCUGGAAAGACCUUGUUCUUUGUUGGUGAAUACUACUACAGUUACAAUGAAGAAAAGAAAAAGAUGGACAGGGGUUUCCCAAAGCGUGUGGAUGAAGGAUUCCCAGGCAUGACAAGCAAAGUGACUGCAGCCUUACAGGUCCAAGGAUACACCUACCUCUUCAGUGGUCCCAAUGUGUUUGAGUACAACAUGCGGACAAAGAGACAAUCCCGCGUUCUAGGAAACAGUUACUUCCUGCCCUGUUAGCAUAUCAACCUCCAUGAGCUGUUUAAGUAACACCAAUGAAUGUAGCAAAAUGAAAAAUAUGUAUUUUCCUCAUUUAUUUUUUUCUGUGUUUUUACAGAUGUUUUCUAUGAAAUA